AGCCAGCCAGCCAGCCAGCCAGCCGCCUGACGACCGGCCUAGCCGUACCAACGCCUUCACACGGUGCCCAACCAAGCCGCCAGGCAGGGAGGGACCCCCCCAAAAGAAGCCACUUCAAACAAGCCCCCAAGACGACCGAGUCCUGCCUGGUACGGAGUAAUCACUGACUGGCGGCCUGACCUUGGAUUGGAGACUGCAGCCAGAGUCGGCCACCACACACUCUUCUAUCCUGGAUCUCCAUUCUGCGCCAUCUAGCCCUGCCUGCGUCUGCAGCAAUCUGCACGUCCAGUCCCCGGUACGCUCCAUCCUAGACUGGAGCCCUUCUACCUCGCGCGCACCAUUCACAGACUUUAGUCAGUAGUUCCCGGCCUAGGCCAGGGUAGGUCGCAAUUGUUCUCCUUCUCACCAUGUCAAUAAACUGGGUGAUGCUUAACCAGAGCGGGUUCGUCAAGCUCGGAAACGAACGCGUCCUGCUCAAGCUUGACUCCCGCAUAUCAUGCGAGCUCUCCGUCCCCUCCAGCCUCAAGGCGCGGUGCGAGGCUUUCCACAGGAAGAGCGAUCGGGGGACCCUAUUCCUCACAAAUAAGAGAAUUGUGUACCUGCCCGCCAAAGUGACCGGCGAGCCCAAGUUCGAGUCAUUCAGCGCGCCCAUACUCAAGUUUCAGGAUGCCACAACGUCCUCGUCCAUGUGGUGGGGGUGGAUGUGGAAGUCAGACUGCGUGCCCGUCUCGGGGGGAGGCAUCCCGCCCGAUAUUCCUCGGAUCGAGGUCAAAUUCACAUUCUCAGAUGGCGGGAUGAACGACUUCAACCUCGCGUACGAGCGCCUACGCGAACGGAUCUACCAGUAUCAGGAGAUGCGCCGAGAGAUGGGCCCGGACGCAGACAUCCCCGACGAGCCUCUUCCCGCCUAUGAAGCUCCCGGAUCAGCGCCGCCCGAGGCAGCUCGGCCGUCAGCGCAGUCGAGGCCAGCUCCGGCACCCGUAUCUGCGCCCGCCGCCAAUUACGCUGCACCGGCAGCUCGCGAGCAACGGUCUGAUAGCUCGGCCAGCCGCAGGCCGGACGGGCCUCCCCCGGAUUACGAGGAGGCACAGGCGCAGCAGCUGAGCAACCGACUGGAAGACCACAUUCGGGACGAAGUGAACCGGGGCGAUGGGAGUUGAGAUGUUUGAGACAAGCUGUUCCAAGGGAUGCUUGCUCUCUCAUGAGAAAUGACUUCCUCCAUCAAUUGGCGUUUACAGGUUGUUUUUGCAAUGGGCUAGGCGCAUGGAGCAUUACUCAGGCGCUGACUAUGAGUGUUUCGGGGCCAUAGGGGAUCAUAAUUUUGUGCGGAACAUUGUUGCUAUACUUCCUUUUCGCAUUACUUCAAAUAGAUGGGAGAUAAACAAAUGCGUUCCUUUCCGAGCAACUCAGCUGCCAUGAUGAGAUGUCACGUGACGGAGUCAUGAUCAUGUCUCCCUGUGGUGGGACCAAUCAAAAUGCCUCAAUUCCAGAUCAGUUU
Molecule: messenger RNA, 1498 nt
Organism: Emericellopsis atlantica
Lineage: Eukaryota; Fungi; Ascomycota; Sordariomycetes; Hypocreales; Bionectriaceae
Exons: 3
Coding region: 408-1160 (250 amino acids)
Biological process (GO): positive regulation of DNA-templated transcription
Cellular component (GO): nucleus
Molecular function (GO): transcription coactivator activity; chromatin DNA binding
Source: RefSeq, a predicted model, not a curated record